Molecule: messenger RNA, 2259 nt
Organism: Magallana angulata
Lineage: Eukaryota; Metazoa; Mollusca; Bivalvia; Ostreida; Ostreidae
Exons: 3
Coding region: 195-2063 (622 amino acids)
Source: RefSeq, a predicted model, not a curated record
UUACCUACAAAAAAAAAAGAAAAGAAUGACAGCUCUUGGUUUCCCGUUUUCGUUUUGUCAAUCGUCAUUCCGCAAAUUAAAUCCGUGCAGUAUUUGAAAAUUCAACCUGACCUGAUCCGAAGAAAAGCAUGGACAUUUCUGUCAUAUUCAGCAGUCAGCAUUGGAAAUGAUGAACUAAAGAAAGUGUUUGAUAAAUGCAGAAGACACACCUGUUAGUGAGAGCAUUGGACAUGGCACAUCCAAUUCAGGAAUUUGAACCCAGUGUUCUAAGACAUGUGCAUGAUGAUGAAGAGGGCAAUAAUUUUGCUAGUGAAAUUGUAUGCCACUUUAUGGAUGGAAGAUACUUUAUAAAGACCAAGUUUCAUGCAGAGUUUCUUGAAAAAUUAAAGGAUGAAAGAGCAACAAAAAAAACCUGGAUCUAUCUAAACGGACUUGAGGGUUUAGGGAAAUCAUCAUCAUCAAUUUACUAUGUUUUGAAAUGUCGGGAAAAUGGCGACCUCUCAGUUCAUUAUGUUGACUUAAAUAGAAUUGAAGAAAGAGAUGAAGAUUUGGAAUCCUUUGAAGCUUAUUCUAAGAAAUUUGGAAAUAGAGACUGCGUAAUAGUGGAUCAUUUUACCCUGUAUAAUGCCCAUUAUCUAGAAAAAGUUAAAAAAAUUGUCAAGCGGCAAGUUUCAUAUCCACAGUUCAUUCUCAUUGAAACAGGUUUCACUGCAAGUGCACAUAAGUUUAUGGAAUUUGGAAGAGAAUUUCAGCUUGAUGAAGACACUUUUCUCAACAUUUGGAAGGGAUCCUUAGAAUACAUGUUAUCGCAAAAAGACAAGGAGGACAUGAAUUAUGAGCAUAGAUUAGGCCUUUUAGAUAAAGGAAAGGAAGUUUAUGAUGAAUUUUCAAAGGAGUACAUAAUGACACCUAGAUUAUUGAACAGUGUGUUAGAAGAUAUGUAUACAAGAACAAAUGAAACAGUUGAAGAGGCAUUUGCCCAGUAUACAAAAGAAAAACAACAUAAAAUCCUAAAUUGUAAAAGUUCUGAAAACAUUGAAUAUGCCAAGUUUCAGCUCCACACUGCUGUUCUUCUCCAUUGUAUUCCAAACAAACAAGAAAUCAUCAUUAAAAGAGAAUGGGCACAGGAAUUAAAAAUAGGAAUCAACAUUUUUGAAGUUGAGCAUUACAAAAUUCAAACACCAGGUCUUCUACAAAGUAAUCUUGAAUAUGCAAGAAUGGGUUUGGAUGUUGGGGAUAUCUGUGUGAAAAUUCGACAUUUGAUUCCUACCUUAGCAAACUGUUGGCGAGAAAGGUUUCCUUAUGAUUUAGAGGGGAUGCUACAAAUUGCAAAAAAUGUUGGUUCUGAUAAAAUUUUGCCAAUUAUGUUUCACAAUGGUGGUGCAAGAAAAGAGUUUGAAAAAUUGUUAGUUGAUACUCAAAAAGAGAUCCAAUCUGUACUUUUGCCAUUCUCCAUUGGUGGUGAAACAAUUUAUCAGGUAUCACAGUCAAAGCAAGAAUUGUUACAAACACCAUGUACUGUAGUGCCAUCUGUUGAAAAUUUCUUUGAACGAAAUGCGAAAGAGUUAUCUUCGUAUUAUCAAGAUAUACCAGAAAAUUUCAAAGGUCAUGAACGAAAUGUAGCUUUAUUUUCCCUGUUUAUAAAACAACUUUCAAAUAACUUUGAUAAGUUUUUGGUGUAUCCACUGAUACCAAAUUUCAUGGGAGUAGACUACUUUGUUUUUUACAAUGUCUCUGUUGAUCGUUGUGAAGGUUGUACAUCAUCUAAAAGGAUCAAAGUUCAGGAAAAAACAUUGUACCUUGUUCAAGUGGCAACAGGUGCUAUGCAUCGAGGUGAUACUAUUGGUCAAGCUUUGAAUGUAGUGAAACAAAUUUUUGCAAACGAAAAUGUUGUAGUUCAUGCUGUUGUUAUUGUUGCAAGUCAGAAUAAAGAGUCCUUUACAUUGACCAAGUGUGCAUUUGAAAACAUUUCUGUGAUCAACUUACAUGGAACAGAAAAACCAUUACUACAAAAUAACUGCCUCCUGUAUCAAUUUUACUUGGAACUUUUGAAGUCAUCCUAAGCUUUUGAUACAUAUUCAUGAACAGGUUCAUAAAAAAUGGUUUGUAAUCAACUCUUUGUUAAGGCAUGCCAUAUUGUGAAAGUUAUAUCAGCUUCCUGUUAAAUUACUUUAUUUUUGUCAAUAACGAACUUUCAUCAGGUUUUAGCAACUGUUACAAUGUACAAUACAAAUUAUAGUAGUGGCAAGAAAAAAUUAA